Messenger RNA from Micropterus dolomieu (smallmouth bass), 6846 nucleotides. RefSeq names its product PDZ domain containing 8 (gene pdzd8). Bases 119 to 3757 code for a protein of 1212 amino acids. Lineage: Eukaryota; Metazoa; Chordata; Actinopteri; Centrarchiformes; Centrarchidae. Gene Ontology annotation, biological process: mitochondrial calcium ion homeostasis. The transcript is spliced from 5 exons. The record is from RefSeq and is a predicted model, not a curated record. Gene Ontology annotation, molecular function: lipid binding; protein binding. Gene Ontology annotation, cellular component: mitochondria-associated endoplasmic reticulum membrane contact site.
CAGGAAAGAAGCAGAUGAUAUGGCAGCUUUGAGAGCGACCAGGUGGAACUUGCUUUGUUAACACGGCUAAACGUUUGAUUAUGAGAACGCUUUGACUCUGAAACGACAGCUGCUCGAAAUGAUUUACGUAAUAUUGAUUUCCGCUUUCUCCGGAGCAGUCGUUACGUUGAUAUUACAGUUCUUGCUGAUAUACCGAAGAAGCCCCGAGCCCAUAGGCAGGACAGUGCAGUAUGUCAAAGUAGUGCCUGAUAACGCGUUGAAGGAUUACUUUAAUACCCAUCAUGCCGAGCCAGGCCAGCAGCAGCAGGACAGCCCAGCAUCUGCUUCAUCCAAACAGCAAGAGGCCGUCUCAGCACGGCAGCCGGAAGCGGCUGUCAUCAGCGGCAGCCCCAAACAACAGCCGCCACCGCCUUCCCAAAGCGAGCCCGCUGAUGCGGCUAAACCUGAAACGUGCAAUUUCUUAAAUGCUAUAUUUUUGUUCCUUUUCAGGGAGCUCAGAGACACCCCUGCAGUUAGACACUGGCUCACCAAAAAGAUCAAGGUGGAGUUUGAGGAGCUACUGCAAACCAAGACAGCUGGUCGGCUUCUGGAGGGACUCAGUCUCAGGGAUUUCUCCCUAGGCAAUUCUCUGCCGGUCUUUAAAACGGCCAAACUUAUGAAGCCGGUGCAUCUGAACGAGGACGGCAUGCCCGACGAACUCAACUUCGAGGUGGACAUAGAAUACAAUGGCGGCUUUCACCUCGCCAUCGACGUCGAGCUGGUGUUUGGGAAGUCUGCCUACCUGUUCGUUAAGAUGAGGCGCGUGGUGGGUAGGCUGAGGCUGCAGUUCACGCGCAUGCCCUUCUCCCAUUGGUCCUUCUCCUUCCUCGAGGACCCGCUGGUGGAUUUUGAGGCGAAGUCACAGUUUGAAGGAAGGCCGCUGCCCCAACUCACCUCCAUCAUAGUCAACCAGCUGAAACGGGUCAUCAAAAAGAAACACACCUUACCUAACUACAAAAUCAGAUACAAGCCCUUCUUCCCAUUCCAAGUACAGCCCCCUCUGGGUCCGGCUUGUGAUUUGGACCUGUCAGUCCAGGACAGCAGGCUGGUGGAAGGCCGACUGAAAGUCACCCUCACUGAAUGUAGCAGACUGUUCAUCCUGGGCUCCUAUGACCGAGAAACCUACGUCCACUGCACACUGGAGCUGAGCAGCCAUGAGUGGAAGGAGAAGACUCGCAGCUCUAUCAAACGGACGGAGGUUAUCAAGGGGCCAUGUGGCAGUGUGGGGAUGACGUUCAGACACAUCCCUGCCAGCGACGGUGAUGCAGUGCACGUCAGCAUUGAGACGGUCACACCCAACUCCCCUGCAGCCUUGGCAGACCUGCAGAAGGGUGAUCGCCUGAUUGCCAUCGGAGGUAUUAAAGUGACAUCUUCGGUUCAAGUGCCCAAACUGUUGAAGCAGGCUGGAGACAGGGUGGUGGUACUUUAUGAGAGACCAGUUCGUCACCAGACUACCUCUUUUGGAAGCCUGGGAACGCUUCAAGAAGGGUUUGGGCCGCUAGAGGAAACUGGUUUUAUUUCGCAGCCAGGGGGUUAUGAGGAAGACCCAGCCCCCAUCACCACCCUUUCUGACAUAUCCGACAGCAAAGACAUGGACUCUGAAUUUGAAGAGUUGAUUGUGGACUCCAGACCUAGCCAGACUGGUGGCCCUAACAUAAGUGCCACAAAUACCAGUGACACUAAGGAUGAUUCCUUUCUUACAGUAAACCAAAGCCCCAAAAGGACUGUGGCCACCUUGGCCUCUAAGCCCCUUGGUUCCAUAUCACCUAUCCUCAACCGCAAGUUAAACUUAGUGGGUCUCCAGUCACCACUAAAGCCCCAGCCCAAAGAAUCACCAAAGCCCUCACCACAUAAGACCAGUAGUGAUCCAGGGGAGGGUCUGCAACGCCCCACUGCCCCCCCGCCGCCGCCUCCUUCUCGCCCCCCAGUGCCACCAAGACCUCAGAUAAGGUUGACUUCAACCUCCUCAGAAACCAGCGUUUUGGAAGGCAUUGAUUCUGUUACAACCACUAAUGCCCCUGUUGCUCCUACCACAAAUACCAUCAUCAGCGCUUCUGAAAAAUCUCCAGAAAAAGCUCCUCUCAUUGGAGCCAAUGAAGACAAGGCUUGCACUGAGAAGACAUGUGUCAAACAGGUUGAGGCGAAGCAGUCUACCAAGCCAGCAGAGUCCAGUGAUGACCUGGCAGUCCCUUCUACUGUGUCCAGCAGCAGCAAAGCCGAUCAAGCAAAGGACAAAGCUUUAGAGAGCUCCUGCAGCACACGGGACAGUCUGGAGGACCACUCCUUCUGGGAAUCCCCAGAGACUAUGUUUCGUAACCAGACAGCACACUGGGCCAAGGCCUCUGUGGUCUUUGAAGUGGAAAGCAAUCAGAAGUACCUUAAUGUGGCCCUGUGGUGCAAAGAUCCCUUUAAGCUUGGCAGUUUGUUGUGCCUGGGUCAUGUCAGCCUCCAGCUGGAGCAUGUAGCCCUGGAAUGUAUGGCCACAUCUUCAGCAGAGUUCCAGAGCACCUUUAGAUUGGGGCCUCCAGAGCCUAGAGCAAACGUCAGCCGCACCGCGCUACGCAGCCUCAGCACCCACAAGGGCUUCAAUGAGAAGUUGUGUUACGGAGAUGUCACUCUGAACUUCUGUUACUUAGCUGAGGGUGAGUUAGAGUAUCCUGGGGGGCUGGCAGAAAGAGAGCGACAGGGGAGUCUCCAUGACGAGGAUCUAAGGGAGAGAGAGAGGGAGCAUAUCCCCUCAGCACCGCGUGAUGAUCUGGCCUACAGCACCAUGCAAUUAGUUGAAGUUCGUCACAACUUCCAGGACACCCAGUUCCAGAACCCCACCUGGUGUGAAUAUUGCAAGAAGAAGGUUUGGACCAAGGCGGCAUCUCAGUGUAUGAUCUGUUCCUACGUUUGCCACAAGAAGUGUCAGGACAAGUGCCUUGCUGAGAAUCCCUUCUGUGUGGCAGCAACUGAACGUCGUGGAGCUGACCCUGAAGCCAAAUCCACUAUAAACCGGGCUACUACUGGCCUAACGCGCCAUAUCAUCAACACCAGCUCCCGCCUGCUUAACCUCCGCCAGGUGCCCAAGACUCGGCUGGUUGAACAGGUGGCUGAUGUGGGGCCUGGAGUGGUGGAACCCUCACCGAAGCAUACCCCAAACACUUCAGACAAUGAAAGCAGUGAUACUGAGACCUAUACCAGUGGUGCCAGCCCCUCAAAGCAACCUGGCAGCAGCUGUGGCAGCAGUAAACUUGUACGCAAGGAAGGUGGGUUGGAUGACAGUGUGUUCAUUGCUGUGAAGGAGAUAGGUCGUGACUUGUACCGGGGGCUGCCCACAGAUGAGCGCUCCCAGAAGCUGGAGUUGAUGCUGGAUAAGCUUCAACAGGAAAUUGACCAGGAGCUGGAGCACAAUAACGCCCUCCUAAUGGAGGAGAGGGAGGCCACAGAUGCCCGACGCAAAGCCCUAAUUAGUACUGCCUUGGCCAAGUCUGGGGAGAGACUUCAAGCGCUCACCCUGCUAAUGAUCCAUUACCGGGCAGGCAUUGAAGACCUGGAGUCUGUGGAGAGCACCUCUCCUUCAGAGCAGCAAGGCUUUAAGGGCAAAGGAGAAGGGCUGGAGGAAGAGGCCCUGAUGGUGACAGAGGUCUAUGACAGUGAUACAUGCAGCCCUGUGGAGGUGCAGCUGCUGGAUGACAUUACUGAGGAGCAGAUCUGUGUGGAGGCACUCCACUAAAUAAGACUACAAAAGAGAGAGAUGAGGAACAAGUGCUUUGGGCUGGGCCUCCCACCAAAAAGAUUGUUUUUUAAGAUUGCAGAAGUUCAUUUGAAAUAUCGGGGAUGUUGGGUCCAGUGUUUGAUUCACAUGUUUUUUAUUUUUAUGUGAAAAAGAAAGGAUGGGUAAAGGAAUUUCCUCCCUUAGAGUUGAACCUAUAAGUGAUGUUUUGUUUUGCACAAUGUAAUGUCGUUUCCAUCUUGGUUUAAAGGGAAGCUUGUGAGCUACGCUAUUAUCUGGCCUCAGUAGUGCUGCAUGUUUAUCUUCCAGUUAUGUUUUUCUGUGGCUCCAACAUGUUAUUGUAAGCAUUUAAUUCAGUUUGCUUAUUGUCUGUAACUGCGUUGACAUAAGGACUUUAUAAAAUGUGCACAUUUCUGUGGUCUACUGUUCUGAAUCAUCUUAACUUUGGAGAGGAAAUAAUUGCUCAACAUUUGUUUGCUGUGAGUAACAAUAUGAAGGUGAACAGUGUGAAUACUGCAUCCCUGUAAAGACCCUGCAAACGGUCAUAUAUAUCUUUUGUUUUGAGCCUCUUUUUUUUUCUGUAACAUAUUUGGAUUUUGGCUCCAGUCAGAGCUCUUGGGAUUUCAAUGUCUGUACAAUUAUUGGUGGUAUCUAAUAAUCUGCCCCUUUCUUUUGAUGUAUUUAUUUGUAAUGGUUAGGCCAAACAUGUUUGACUAUGGGGCCAUGUAAGGAGAAGAUAAUUGUUCUGGGUUAUAAUUUUUAUAAUUUCAUUGUCUUUCCCAGUCACGUUUUGUUCUGAACAUUCCACCAAUUUCUAAAACUCAACUAUAGCACAUUGCAAACUGAUCAAAACUUUCAUGGGUGCAACAUGAGAAAAGCAUGUAAUUGACUUUUUUUGAUUGAUCUCUGAAUGAAUGUUGACCAGGGGCUCUCAAGAUGUUGAAAUUUAUUUAACUGCUUAAAUGCGUGUGCGUGUUUCCAUGCUUCAGAAAGUCAUGAUGUGAUUUAGUGCAGAUCAUUUGCCUUCAUGAGUUGUUUUCAUACACAAAUGAAUGUAUGUUAAGCCCUUUCUGUGUUUUGUGUAUCAGCAGUUUGGCCCUCUCUUCCCCCAUUUCCAUCAUCAAGCAUUAAUGUAGCCUGUUAAAGCUACAGCUUCAAAAAGCUAUGCUGUUCAUCUUAUCAUUUACACCCCUAGAGAGCCACAGGAAAAUAAGUGUUUGGAAAGGAAAAAUAUACACUAAAACACUGAAAAUGUUCUUAAUAUAUUUUGGUGGCGUUGUCCGUUUCUUUCGUUAUUCUGAUGGUUAUAUUGCCAAUCAGUUUCACCUCACAGAUUUCUUUCUAAUCAUAUCAACAGCAGUCAGCAGGUUUUGGUUUCUUUCAGAAUUGUGACAUUCAACAAGCAUACUGGGAAAACUCCAUUAAAGGAAACCACGUUCGAUUGAAAGUAAGUAGGCGUUCAGACCAAAAACAGCCCUGCGUUUAAAAAAAUUAGAUGAUGAAUCACGAUCCCGUAAGUCCUAUUGAGGUUAUAGAUCAAUGGGUUUAAAUGCUCAUCAGACACUAAAACACUGCACAGUGGUAAAUGUUACAAGGAAGGAUUUUUUCUUUUAUCACAGAAGCAAUCUUUUGCCUCGACAAUUAUAAGGGUAACAGUAGAAAUAUAAUGUUCACAGUACAUAGUAAUCUACCAGGAAUGUACAUUUGCAGUUUUUGAUUGGCCUCUGCAGCGCCUUGCCAGUUGAAACUGCAUUGCACUGAGGCAAAAGUGGAGGCGUUUCACGAUAGAGACCCUGCGUUGGCACCCCCGCUUGGCUUCCAGAGUACCCUCAUUCAAAUUAAUAAGGGAGCUGCAUGUUUUCACACUGUGCUGAUGGCGGUCUGAACGCAGCCUAACACCUUUAUAUACAUUCUCUGAGGGGUUUUUGAUAGGUGUUUUGGAAAAAGUAGGGUUAAGGCCUAAGUAUGUAUUAAAUGAAUGGUUUCCAAACUUACCAACACUGGAGACGGUCACACACAGGCCUUUUAUCUCCCACCUCACUUAAAGAAACUUUCAAGCUCUCUCAAAGUUGUUUUUCAGUCAUUUUAGCAAGUUUCAGCAGUCAUAGGAACACAGCACUUGCAGAUCAAGUGGAAAUGUGGGUGAUGAGCUUGCAUACUGAUUACCUACUUACAGAAGUUCAAGAUACCUGCAAAAUAGUCUAUAAAGCCUAUAAUUCUGUGCCUAUAUGCAGUAUCAUAUUGUUUCCUCACGGUCUGAAUGACCAUUACAGGGGGUUUGCACCACAGGUUUAGGGCUUGGGUUACAAUUUUCUUGAGACACCUUUAGAUUUUCUUGCUUGAAGUACAAAAACAAGCUGAUGGUAGAUUCAGCAAUUACGAAAAUGACAAGACAUCACCCAAAAUGCUUUGAACACCAGCUAAGUGCGAGUUAGCAGAAGGCAGAUUUUUUAUUUAAUGUUGUGUAACUCCAAAAGGUCUCGCCCAAGCUAAUGGGACAAUAUAGGUAAUAACCAAGACCCAGAGAAAGGAAAGGCACAUCAUUUCCUGUUCUUUUGUGUGUAAUAAAUGGGUUGCUCAUGUAGAUAUUGGCUUACUGGCUGCUAUGCUUGUCAAUCUCUCGCAGUUGUAUAUCCAGAUUUUUGUGCAAUACUGUAUUUUUGUAGGAAAGCUGAUAAUCGAAGCCUAUCCCUAUGUCUGUGAUUUCUCUUCUUUUCUCUUUAGAAAUGUGUAGUCUGUGUGCCCAUAUGUCUGGUAUUUCACAUGAGGGUUUUUGGGGACCAAUGAGAAACUGGGAGGAGUUCACUCUGUAAACUUCUCUUUUGGUGUGAGAAGCACUGCUGCUGCUGCUGCUGCUGUUACUAUGUGCUCUUCCACUGAACUCUAAAUCACAUGCUUCUGCCCCACCCUCCCCCAUCCCUAACCUUUGAAACUGCACUUACACUAUGACUGCCCACCACGGCUUUCAGCUGGGCAAGAUAGUGUUUGUUUCUUUUUGUGUAUGUGAGGGAUGUUGUACAGUUUUUGAGAAGGCUCGUGUGAUGAAGCUUCAUUGUACAUAAACUAAAUAAAGCGCAAAUGAAUCCCCA